Exophiala bonariae is the source of this 1608-nucleotide messenger RNA. RefSeq lists its product as uncharacterized. Gene Ontology annotation, biological process: transmembrane transport; carbohydrate transport. Bases 1 to 1608 code for a protein of 535 amino acids. Gene Ontology annotation, cellular component: membrane. The record is from RefSeq and is a predicted model, not a curated record. The transcript is spliced from 4 exons. Lineage: Eukaryota; Fungi; Ascomycota; Eurotiomycetes; Chaetothyriales; Herpotrichiellaceae. Gene Ontology annotation, molecular function: carbohydrate:proton symporter activity.
AUGACAGACUCCCGUCCUCAAGGGCUCAAAGCCCACUGGAAAUGCAUUGCGGCGUGCACAUUGGUCAGCAUGUGUCCUUUUCAGUAUGGGGUAGACUUUGGGAUUAUUGGUGGUCUACAGGCAAUGCCAGGAUUCUUAGCAGUAUUUGGUCACGCCGACCCGAAGUCGCCGAUCGGGUACAACAUCUCCCACGUUCGCCAGCAGUUGAUCUCAUCGCUCAUGAUUCUGGGUGCCUUUGCAAGCUCAGCCUGUGGAGGGCCGAUUGCAAAAUUCAUGGGCCGGAAGGCAUCCAUUUGGCUUGCGAGCGUGUGCUGUGUCGUUUCCAAUGUCAUCAUGAUGGCCACCACUGGCAUCGGAGCACUAUACUUCGCUCGCUUACUGAACGGUAUCGCAAAUGGACUUUUCUUGACCUUCGCUCAGCUAUAUCUCAAUGAAUGUGCUCCGGCAAGGUAUCGUGGCCUUGUCAUCGGCCUAUUCCAGUCUUGGACAUCAAUUGGCACUUUGGUCGGAACGGUCAUCGACAACUUCACUGUGAAGAUUGGAGGUCGAAACUCUUAUAUCGUGUCUCUCGGAAUCAUCUACAUCGUACCAGUUCUCAUGUCGAUUGGCCUAUUCUUCAUACCCGAGUCACCACGUUGGUAUUUGGCACGAAACGAGACCGAGAAGGCUCGGAAAGCCCUCCACUGGCUCCGUCCAUAUGCUGAUCUCGUCGAGAAGGAAAUCGACGAUAUUGCUGCUGCCAUUGAAGCAGAGAGAGCCCUCGCGAAGAGUGCUGAUAUGAUGGACAUGUUCCGAAGCCCUGUCGAUCGCAGACGUACACUUCUGGCUGUGGGUGCCAUCAGUUUACAAGCCGCUUCCGGCGCCAUGUACAUGAUCUCCUAUGGCACUUACUUCUUCGAGAUGGCUCACGUCGGCUCCGCUUUUGAAAAUUCUUGCAUUCUUGUCGCGGUCGGUGUGGUGGCCAUCUUGAUCAAUAGCGCUAUCAUCACCCGCUGGGGACGAAGGAGAGUCUUCCUAACCGUCGGCAUGACAAUUUGCGGUAUCACACAGCUCAUCGUGGCUUGUGUCUAUCAACAAAAAGGUCCAAGCACCUCUACAGGCAAGGUCAUCGUGGGAGUCUCAGUGGUCUACAUCAUCGGCUACAACGGCAUGGUUGCAACCUACGCCUGGCUCUGCGGCGCCGAAUUCCCAUCUCAGAGACUGCGAAGCUACACCUUUGGUCUUGCUACAUCUAUCGGCUUCCUCGGUGCCUGGCUCGCAACAUUCACGGCCCCUUAUUUCAUCAACCCGGACUCGCUAAACUGGGGUCCAAAAUACGGCUACAUCUGGUUCCCAUCCUGCCUGAUCGGCGCCGUUUGGACAUUCUUCUUCCUACCCGAGGUGCAGAACCGCACAUUCGAGGAGAUCGAUGAAAUGUUCGAAGCACGCCUCCCAGCCCGCAAAUUCCGCCAGUAUCGAUGCAUCGGCUCCGUGGCGGCUGUGGCUGCAGCGGCCGAGGAGGACAAGGUCGCCCUCGAGAAGGAAAUUCAGCUGGGCAGGGCUAGCCACGAGGAGACUUUACGCAGGAAUGAGAAGGGUGCGGCCGAGACUGCUGUGGCACAUAUAUGA